Yamadazyma tenuis ATCC 10573 is the source of this 3144-nucleotide messenger RNA. RefSeq names its product Kel1p (gene KEL1). The record is from RefSeq and is a predicted model, not a curated record. Gene Ontology annotation, molecular function: protein binding. NCBI's taxonomy places the organism in Eukaryota, Fungi, Ascomycota, Pichiomycetes, Serinales, Debaryomycetaceae.
AUGGCCCGCUUUAAAUUCGGUAAAAAGAAAAAAGACGGAUCAAUCGAUCCUAACACUUCAAUCGACGAUGACUCGGCUGCUCUGAUCGAUGCUAGUCAAGAAUUGACUCCAGGUUAUGAUAAUCACUUGCCCACACCUUCACAAGGUGAUGCUUCCGGUCCCGUGUACCAUUCACCAAUAUUGAAAAAAUCACCCUUGGCAGGUGCAACCACAACAUCUUCUCCUCCCCUUGACCCCGAAGGAACUCCAUGGACGAAGUUCAAAUUGAGAAACUCUCCGUUUCCUCGUUAUAGGCACUCGGCUUCUAGUAUCUCAUCAGAGAAAAAUGAGGUGUUUUUAAUGGGGGGUUUGAAAGAAGGCUCUGUGUUUGGUGACACUUGGAAAAUCGUUCCCACCGUAGACCCAUCCACUAACUCCACCAUUGAAUAUACGGCCGAGCCUGUGGUCAUCGCCAAUAACAACAAUCCACCCGCCAGAGUGGGCCACUCGUCAGUGUUGAUUGGAAAUGCCUUUAUCAUCUAUGGAGGUGAUACAGUCGAUACGGACUUCAAUGGUUUUCCCGACAACAACUUUUAUUUGUUCAACAUCAACAACAACAAGUAUACCAUUCCAAGCCAUAUCUUGAACAAGCCCAAUGGUCGUUAUGGUCACACAAUUGGAGUGGUGUCGUUGAAUAACCAGUCUUCUAGAUUGUAUCUUUUCGGAGGUCAAUUGGAAAAUGAUGUGUUCAAUGACUUGUACUACUUUGAAUUGAACACCUUCAAGUCCCCCAAGGCCAGAUGGAAUUUGGUCGAACCAUUGAAUAAUUUUAGGCCUCCUCCUUUGACAAACCACACAAUGUCGGUCUAUAAAAACCAGAUCUACGUAUUUGGUGGGGUGUACAAUAACGAAAAGGUUUCGAACGACUUGUGGUGCUUUGAUAUUGCCAGCUCCAAAUGGACUCAGAUUUCAUCUUCUGGGAACACCCCGUUGCCGGUCAACGAACACUCUGCUUGUAUUAUCCACGAUAAACUUUAUGUUUAUGGAGGGAACGACUUUAGUGGAAUCAUUUACAACUCUUUGUAUGUGUUGGACUUGCACACUUUGGUGUGGUCCAAAUUGAUAUCAAACGGUGAAAUUGAUGGCCCUGGAUCUAGAUGUGGUCAUACCAUGACUUAUCUUCCGGCUUUAAACAAGAUUUUGAUUAUGGGUGGUGACAAGAACGAUUAUGCUUCAAGUGAUCCUAAUGACUUUAAUACUUAUGAGACGAAAGAUCCGGCUGCUGACUUGGACACUAUCAUUUACCAGUUGGACUUGAGUGUUCUUGAUUCUUUCUUGUCUUCCCGGCAAACUGUUGUUAAGGCUACUAAAAAGGCUGCUGCGGCUGCUGGUUUAUCUGAUACUGUUGUUCGUUCUUCAACAACGUCGCCUCUUGGUUCCAACUCGGCCACACCUUUUGGUGGAGUCGCUACUGUUGGAGCUGUUGGAACCGCUGGAGUUGUGGGAGCUGUGGCUGCAACUGGAAUGGGACACUCUAGUUCUCAAGAGGAUGAAGUUAGACAAGGAUUUCAGCGUCAUGCCAGAAGCUUUUCGGCUGGCCCUGAAGAAUUUAGAACCCCGGCUGCUUCUCCAGAAAGACCUAGAGACGUUAUCGAUAAUGGUGAUAAGUUUGUGGAAGUACCAUCGACCGCCAUCUCUGAAAGAGGUGACAUCACCGAAGAUGAUAUUGAUGUUUCAAGAUUUUCGAAUUCUGGCACCAACGACUUCUCGAAUACUAAUGGCCACACCAAGGCCAUUGAAACUGAUAGGUUGGUGAACAGUUCGACACCUAAUUUGGCCAAGAAUGUUGAAAAUGAAAAGGUUAAGCAAUUGGUUGCCGAGCUUACUAGUCAAUUGACAGCUUUAAGGCAAAAUGCCAAGAUUGAGAUGCAAAAUGCUACUGAAAAGAUCAAUGCAUUGGAACACGAAAACACUGCCUUACGUUCUACAAAUGCAGAAGAUUUGAAAUUGCAAUUGCAAGAAAAGGAUGAUGUCAUCAGAGAAUUGAAACAGCAAAUCGAUCCAAAUUUGCUCAAAAUCGAUGAAGAAAAUGAAGAAAGAGAUGUGGCUUCUAAUAUCACCAACAAUUCUAACUCAGUAGGUGAACUUACACGUUACAAGUUGGAAAGAUUGGAAUUAAAUAACAAGUUAAUUUAUUUGACCCAAGAGAAUUCUGUCUUGAACAACAAGAUCCAAGAAUUUGAGCCUUUUAUGAAUAAUCAGGUUGCGCAAUUAUCGGAUUUCCAAAAGAUCAUAGCUAAACAAGAAGAAAAAGUCAAGAUUUUGACACAACAAGUGAGAGAUCAAGAAAUCUUACACAAGGAGAUCAACAACUGGAAAUCCAAGCAUGACAACUUAGAGUUGGAAUACAAUAAUUACAGAUCUAUCCACGAUAACGAUGAUAUUUCAGAUGAUGAGCCUGAACAAGAGGAUGUUCGCAGCAUCAAUGGUGUUGACAGCACGAACAAAUCAAUUUUGAGUAACUCUACCACAAGAAGGAGCAAGAAGGAUAUUUCCAACCAAUUAGAACACUUAGUCAAUGCUUGGAACACUAGAAACAUCUCUUCUGCUUCUACUGACAGGUCUGUCAACAAUGCAGUGGACCCAAUGGUGUUGGAAUUGCAAAAACAAUUGGAUGGUUUAAUGAAGAUCAGCAAGGAACAAGAAGUCACCUCCGCCAGAGAGAUUUCCACUUUGAGAAGCGAGUUGGAUGUCAAGUUGUCAAACUUGAGAACCUAUGAUUCGAACUAUAAAGAUGCAUUGCAAAGUGUCAACAACACUUCAAAAGCCUUGAAAUUAACCCAAGAAGAAUUGAACAACCAAAGGUCUUUGAUGGAGAAAUUGAUUAAAGAAAACAAUGAGUUGAAGCUCUUCAAAAAGGCCAGUAAGAGAACAAGUACCAGAAAUCCCUUACAAUUCCCAAGCCAAGAGAACGUUAAUAUCGCCAACCCAAUUCGUGAAGCAGAAAAUGAGGAAGACGAUGAUGCCCUCGAAAACGCUCAUUAUAAUAUGAAACUCAAAGAUUUAGAAGCUGACUUAUUUAUCUUGAAACAGGAGAGAGAUCAAUUAAAAGAUAACGUUACUUCUCUUCAGAAACAGUUAUAUUUGGCUCAUAAUAGCACAUGA